GUUUUCUUAGAUUUUUUAUUGAUUUGAUUUUAACUAAUUUAAUUAAGCAAGUCUUCCAAGAAACUACCUAUCAAUUCACAAAAAUUCAAUGGUACUCGUCCUCCGAGAUUUUUAACCAUAUUUCGAGCAGGAAGGAGAACACUUAAGAGCUAUAUAUAAAAGUUUCCCUAAUCUUUUUCUAUGAUUAGAGAUCAAAACAUGGCUAAUUUCCCUAGUGUUCCGAAAACAAUCUCUCUUUUUUCGCUUUGUUUUCUUAUCACCCUCCUUUUUGAUCUUGCUUAUGCUGAUCCUGAUCCUCCAUACAAGUUGUGCUCAGAUGUUCGCGGUUAUGUCGAAAAUAGUACGUUUCAGAAAAACCUCCAUAGCCUGCUAAAUUCAUUGCCUUCAAAUGCUUCUGUUUCCAAGCUGUACAAUACCUCCGCUGGAAAUGAACCAGAUAGAGUUUAUGGCCUUUAUAUGUGCCUCAAUUAUGUUACGAAUGAGAUAUGUCACAACUGCAUCAACACCGCGCAUUUAGACAUUGUUAGGAUUUGUCCCAGCUCAACAGAAUCAGUUGUGUGGGAGGAAACGUGCCAACUGCGCUACUCCGAUGUGAAGUUCUAUGGUGAAUUGAAUGUGGCAGACAACAUUGUGUCCACUAACAAGAAAAACGUUUCAGACCCAAAAAAGUUCGAGAAUACUGUGAAGGAGAAGCUGAGGGAGCUUGCGAAGCAAGCGGCAUAUGAUGCUUCAGCGAAAAUGUAUGCUACUGGAGAUGUACCAUUUGAAGAUAAAGUGAUAUAUGCUCUUGUGCAGUGCACUAGAGACUUAUCUGGAGAUGACUGUGGCAAAUGCCUUCAGCAAGCCAUAGAAGACGUUUUGAGAAAGUAUUAUUUCUCCAUUGGUGCACGGCUUAUGAGCCGGAGUUGCUAUCUGAGGUACGAGUUGUAUGGCUUCUAUAAAGGUGCAACUGAAGCUUCUAUUUCCAGCUCUCCAAAUAACAACAAAGGGGACGGUAGAGGAUGGCGGUGGCGGAUCACGAUCCUUACGGUUGUGUCAGCAUGUCUAGCCAUACUACUUUUGGGUUCCUGUGUCCAUCUUGCAGUAAGAAAAAGAAACAAAAAGGGGAGUAGUGAGAUUUUAAGACAACAUGUAUUGUUCCCGGACCGAAGUUUUCAAGGCAGAAACCAGAAAGUUGAGGAGUACCCCUAUAUCAGUUUGGCAUCUAUACAUGCAGCUACGGAUAAAUUUUCUGAUUCAAAUAAGCUCGGAGAAGGUGGUUUUGGGCCUGUUUACAAGGGUGUACUGAGUGACGGUAAAGAAGUGGCGAUCAAGAGGCUUUCAAGCUGUUCUGAGCAAGGCUCAGAGGAAUUCACAAAUGAAGUUCGGCUGCUAAUGAAACUUCAACAUAAAAAUCUUGUUCGGCUUUUGGGUUUUUGUGUUGAGGGAAAGGAAAAACUGCUUGUCUAUGAAUACCUGCCAAACAGCAGCCUAGAUGUCUUCCUCUUUGAUUCAGAGAAACGAGCGCAGCUUGAUUGGAGCAGACGUGUAAACAUUAUAAGUGGAAUUGCAAGGGGAAUUCUUUAUUUACACGAGGAGUCUCGACUUCAAAUCAUCCAUAGAGACCUGAAAGCUAGCAAUGUUUUAUUAGACGAUGAUAUGAACCCUAAGAUCUCCGAUUUUGGCAUGGCAAGGAUCUUUGCAGGAAGUGAAGGCCAAGCAAAUACGACUACAAUAGUUGGGACAUACGGAUACAUGGCUCCAGAAUAUGCAAUGGAGGGAGUAUAUUCUGUCAAGUCUGACGUUUAUGGUUUCGGAGUACUAUUGCUUGAGAUCAUAACUGGGAGAAGGAACGCCGGCUUUCAUCAAAUAAAACGUGUUCCUAGCCUUGUAACAUAUGCAUGGAAAUUAUGGCAUGACGGAAAAGGGUUGGAGCUACUCGACCCACUACUACUCGAUUCAUGUGAUCCAGAUGAGUUUCUAAGAUAUCUCCAUAUCGGAUUGUUGUGUGUCCAGGAAGAUGCGUAUGACAGGCCAACCAUGUCUUCUGCUGUUGUAAUGUUGAAAAGUGAAACUGUAACUCUUAGCCAACCCGAGAAACCUGCUUUCACGACGGGAAUAUUCACUGACCAUUAUAUCGAGACAGCUGCUGGUGGUAGCUCUAUUAAUGGUCUAACAGUUUCUAUCGUCGUGCCACGAUAACACCAUAAGAUUCAUGAAUCUGCACAGAGUUGAAGCUUUCCUGUGGUAACUUUGUCAUGAAAUUCUUCACUUGUUGUCUAUACCACAAAGUUUUGCUUAGUUCUGUUGUGUGAAUAUUAGUUACUGGCAGUUUAGCUGAUACAAAUUGCUAAUAACAACUGGUUUAUUCCUUUCUAAUGAGAACUAAAAAGAUGACACCAAGCCAAUAAAGCUUUUUGCUUUGCAAGGGUCAGAAGAGGAAAAUUUAGUGUACGCAACAUUAUCCUUACUUUACUAAUAGACGUCACGACUCGAACCUAUAACAUUUCAGUAACAAAACCCGAACCAACCUGGAAAUGGCACUUAUAGCUUGUUUACUAAUUUGUAAUAAUUAUUAUGAUGGAGGCCACUAGCGGCAAAUUAAGGCUAGAUUUAUCAUAACUUGACACUAAAGUAUAAAACUAUGAUAAUGCUCAUUGAUUUGAAUUCAGUUAAGAUGGCUGUAAUUAUAUUCAGGUUCAAAAGUAGUCAACAUAAUAUAAAAAAUUAGUAAUUAAUUAACGACUAAAACUAGGGGAUGCUUAAUCUAGGAAAGGGAUCAUUUCUCUUAAUACACGUUGAAAUUUGAUCAAACGACUACAAAUAGAGAUCUACUUUAAAAGUUAUAAUAACUUCAACUGUUGAAUCAAAUUUUAACAACACAAAUUUCUUGAUUUAAUGAAUUAGGAGGAAAGGAUCCUGAUUAUAUCCUAUCUUCCUGUAUCACUCAUCACGUCUAUAUCCUCACCUCCAAUUUUUGUUGCCAAAUUAUGCAUAUAUUAAAAUCCAGUUUUCUGAUACUGUUUAUUACGAGUGAAAGGACGAAAAUACCCUUGAUUUCUUCUUUGCUCUGCGCACUGUUCCACUUUUCUACAGUGGAAAGUCGGCUAUGCCCUCCCCAGCCGCGCGUCUUUCAUCCUUUGUUUCUCUGCUUUGACCGCAUCUUUUUUGCUUUUACCCUUCCUCUUCGUUUUUCACCUUCAUUAGUCUGCGGUUUUCUCCCUCUUCGUCAGCCCGUCUUUUGCCCUCAAAUCCUUUCUUUUUCUUUCGCAUUUAGUUUCCAGUCUCCCCCGGUAUUGAAUCCUUUGUUAUUCGGCGUUUUGUUCUCAUCUUGCGAUCGUCGGGGCAAGAACUUUAAGGUUGGGACAAAUUUUUUGUGAAAUUGGUGACUAAUCGCAUGCUGCCUCUUCAGAUUAUUGACAAAGAAAUUAUAUUGAACUUGGGUUUUUAAAAACUUGACCUUCGCAGAUUGUUCAAAAAGAAAGCAAUUCUGCUAUUGAUCAGUAUAAAGACGCAACAACAAAGGAGUUAUAUGGACUUGGGGGACAAGAAUUAUAAAUGCAAUUAUUGUGUGCUUAUUUUUAGUUAAAAGAAUCAAACAAACAAUGAACCUAUAAUAAGUGAGGGAAAACUCACUUCGACCCUACCACUAUUAUUUGUGUAGCAUAUUCUCAUCUCAAAAGCAUAAAUAAUGACAAUUACAUAAUUAUGAGAUUAAAGUUUAAGAUGAAGAAUUCCACUUUACUCAGAAUCCGACAAUUGUUUCUUCCAUGACACCCAACUUUAAAAGUCUUUGUGUGAAUUGUCUAUCGAACUUUUGAUUUUGAGAUAAGAUUCCUGCUUAAAAGAUAAUAAUUGUUCAAAAAGUGAGUGUGAGAUUUUAAAAGUCUUUGUGUGAAUUGUCUAUCUAACUUUUGAUUUUGAGAUAAGAUUCCUGCUUAAAAAAUAAUAAUUGUUCAAAAAGUGAGUGUGAGAUGACUCACCUCUACCCUACCAUUAUUAUUUGUCUAGCCUCCCCAUAUUCUUCAUGGUUCAUUUGUUUUCUUUUGUCAAUAUUUGACGUUUAAAUUCGAUUUUUGGUAACGUUUUUUUUAGGGGAAUUGGCUGUUACUAGUAUAGAUAAUCAUUAUCUUCUUUUGGCUUGGUCUCAAUACAUGACCAAUUGUUUGCCUGACCAUUAACAAAUUCAGAUAGGUAUACAUAAGUAUUAGUAAAAUUGUCUCUACUACAGAUAUACCCUCUCCACAUGCCUUAAUUAGCCAAAGUACACCUUAAUGAUACAGAAAUGGUUAAAUCUAUCCAUGUACUAUUUCCAUCACUCAUUACCCGGAUUUAACAAUUUUUCCAAUCCUAAGAUGUUUUUUGGAUCAAUCAAAGCAUAUGGAGAAGGUGUAUCUUUGGUUGGAGCAUUUGUAUCCAUACUUUUAGAUAUCCGUCUUAAACUUCUCAAUAAACAGUUGAAUACUUGAUUAUGUAUAUAGAGCAAGCGAAAAGAAGAAAGUUUUUAUCUAUAUAUUGGUAACAACCAAUUCCUCUGAAGAAAAAAGAUGAAAAUGAUGACAUCUGAAAUGCUUGAUCAAAUUACAUCUCUAUAUUUUGCAGAGAAACCAAACCAAAGAUAUCUGAUCCAUCUUUAGCACAUAUUAUAUCCCAUUCUUAUAUGGCAACUUUUUUCAGAUUAAUCACUCCACAAAUUUUAGACAAAUUUAUAUUCACAAUUUCCAAUUUGACAAAAUACUUUAUUGCCCUGUGUUAUCUUUUGUGAUAAACAUAUGAAUGCACAAAAACAACCACACAUGCCUUACCCAUUUAGAUAGGCAUUUGUAUCCAUGUUUACACAUCUAUCUUAAAUGCUGUCUUGCAAAAUCCAGUGGUUAAUUCCAAGUUUACUAUCUAAUGUGCUAUUAGAUACUAUUUUUUCGUGAAAUUGGAUACUUUGUUUACAAUUUAAUAAUUUGAUUGCCCCUUUAGUUGCAUAAACUCAGUAAAAUUUUGAGGUUGUAGACACUGAACUGCUGAAUCUCUACGGUUUCUUUUGUUUUGUCCAAUUGUUGUCAUUAUUCUAAUUGGGUAAUUUAAGGUUUUUUACUGUGUUUAUUUAUUUACUGAUAAAUUAGUGGGUCUAAACUCUUAAUUGAAUUGAGGAAAACAGAGAACUAGCAAAGCUUCGUAGAGAACAUGCACCAGUUUCCUGCCAUCCUGAUCCUAUAUUUAUUCCUUCAUUUGGGUAACACAGCUUAAUGAAAUAAAAUUUCAAAAAUAUAUUAAGAGUAUAAUUUCACGCUUUUGAUUCGUGUUUAAAAAUAACAUUUACAUUCACAGUGUCUUUUGCUUAGUGGAUAAACAACUGUAAAUGAGCUUGACUAUGUCAAAUUGAAUAUUUUAGUGCCCACCACCUAUUUGAUAAAAGAUGGCGUCAAAACUCCUCCAAUAUGUGUUCAAGCUGCCCCCCUUCUAUUUCUAAUUUAUAUUGUUUCCAUACACUCAAACCAUAACACUAAAUUCCCAAUUUCUUGCCCACAAUGAUGUGUCUUAUAUCUCAUGGAGAAGCUCUCAAGUCCAUUGCACUGUCCAACUUUUUUGCCCAUUUCAGGUUUGAUUUGUUCAACGCUCUUGAUUGUUAUUUUCAAGCCAACUACUACAUUUUCCAACAAAUUUACAAAGAACAACCAAGCUGGAUUAUAGCCAGAUUCCGUCAAAUUAUAUCACUAUUGGUAUUCCAGCUGCCCACCUUAUAGAAAUUACAAGAUCAGAAUUUUUAAGCGACAAAAUCAACCUGCAAAUUCAGUUCAGAUUUAAGAUUUUUAAGCGAGAAUCAAGUUCAAAAUUCAAUUGAGGAUCAGGUGGGUUUUCAAGAUAAUCAAAUAAGUGGCUCUUCCUCUCAAGAACCAUAUCAAGCCUUCAAUUCCAUCCAGGCCUCUAAUAAUCCUCCACUGCUACCUACACCAAAUGUUUCUCAGUUGCAAGCCCACAACGCUCAAACUCAGCCAAACUGGAGCAGUUUUCAGAGGAACAAUUCUCAGCGAAAUUCCUUCAAUCUCGCAACAAAUUCCAUCGCCACAAUUUGGGAUUUUUACCGCUUCUCUCUGCAUGCUUCUGGCUGUUGUGUAUAUAUAUAUAUAUUAUUCAAUUGUUUGCAUUUAUUUUUUCCUUUCAUUUUUACUCAAUUAUUUUCACUUUUUCUCCAUGUGUUGCCUCAUGUAUGUUUCUCAAUUGUUUGAAUUUACUCUUUGCCUUCAGUUUUUACUGAAUUUAUUGACUUUUUGUGCAUGGGUUAAUCUAUUUGUUAUAUGUCAUGGUUAAA
This is a messenger RNA of Malus domestica (apple), 6283 nucleotides long. Lineage: Eukaryota; Viridiplantae; Streptophyta; Magnoliopsida; Rosales; Rosaceae. The record is from RefSeq and is a predicted model, not a curated record.